Messenger RNA from Dalotia coriaria, 2774 nucleotides. RefSeq names its product anoctamin-5-like. Gene Ontology annotation, cellular component: plasma membrane. Gene Ontology annotation, biological process: chloride transmembrane transport. NCBI's taxonomy places the organism in Eukaryota, Metazoa, Arthropoda, Insecta, Coleoptera, Staphylinidae. The record is from RefSeq and is a predicted model, not a curated record. Bases 119 to 2665 code for a protein of 848 amino acids. Gene Ontology annotation, molecular function: chloride channel activity; protein dimerization activity. The transcript is spliced from 11 exons.
CAGUAACGCUUGUGCGGCUAAUAGGUAUAAUUUUAAACUGUGUUUUGACACUUAUAUAAUUUUAUAAAACAAACAAAAAUGUCAAAUUCAUUUAAAAUGUCAAAAGCCUUCAAUAAAAAUGCAAAACGCGGACAAUAAUGGAACUACUCCAGAGCCAGUUUUCAAAGGUGAAAUUUAUACCCGUCGCAAUUAUUUCGAAGAUGGACGUCGCAAAAUCGAUUUCGUUCUUGUCUCCAGUAUCAUUAAACUACCCUCAGAACUGGAUACUCUUACCUUUUUUAUGACGGAGUUAAUCAAAUCAGGAAUUCAAUAUGAAAUAUCACCGGGAGACGCUUCACCAAAUUUGGUUUUCAUCAAACUACAUUGUCCCAGGCAUGUUUUGGAAGAAUACGCCAAUUAUCAACACUUUAUUUUUGAUUAUAAAAACCCACGGAUCCUACGCCGACGAAAUCGCUUCUUUCCUUGGAGUAUUUUCCACAAUGUGACAACGGAGAUUCGAACUGAUGAUCCGUCCUACAAUCGGGCGUUCGGUAGUUUGUCGAGUAACAAAGCACGACACAUCACCAGUUGGGAACGGUCGUUAUUAGUACAUAAAAUGCUCAUGAGGACCAAAUUCAGUGAGAUUAAAAACGAAGAAGGCAUUAAUAAGUUAAUCGCUUUGAAUAUUCUUAAAGACGCUUAUGCAACUCACGAUGGUCCAAUCGAAUGGCACCAAAAGGGACCACUGACCGAUCGCCAACUUUUGCAUAAAUAUUGGGCAAAUAUAAUGGUGUUCUUUAAGCAUCAACCAAUUCCAUUAAUAUUUAAGUAUUUUGGCCCCGAAGUAGCGUUUUAUUUCGCUUUCGUUGACUUCUACACGAAAAUGCUGGUGGUCCCGGCCAUUUUGGGAGUGCUAUUGUUAAUUUUCAACGCAAUUAGCCGAGAUUAUUUUGACACGGCACGCGUAACUGAUAUCUGUGAGAGUAAACAAAACCUUUGUACGUUGUGUUUUCACAAACGAAACUGCAAAUUUGCACCUAUUAAGAGUUACUGCAUAGGAGCGUACGUGCUACCAAUUUUUGAUAACAUCGGUGGCGGUAUUUUCGCUGUUUUUAUGGGUUUCUGGUCAAUUGCAUUUUUAGAAAUGUGGAAACGUCAAGAAUAUAUGCUGAAAUACCGUUGGAAUUUAAUUAAUGUUGAAAGCGACACAGCUUACAGAAUAGAGUUUUUGAAAACGGCCAAACACACACAUGUUUCGCACGUGAGCGGAGAAAAAGAAUAUUAUACACCGAUAAAUCUCAAGAUUAUUAAUUCGAUACGUACUCUGGGUGGCCUAUCUUUAAUGUUUGCAGUUGUCUUGUUAUUGAUUUUACUCAACACACUGUAUCGCGUGGAAAUGACCAAAGUGAUUACUCGUUCAAGUCUGGAAACGCUUAAACGCCACAAAGCUUUUUUUAUCAUGAGCACAUCGGCUAUUAUUGGUACAAUAAUCAUCACGUAUCUUGCGCCGUAUUUCAGGAAAUUCUCCGUUUAUCUAACAAACAAAGAAAAUCCGAAAACCUACGUGGAUUAUGUGAACGCAUGCAUUUAUAAAGUAUACGCGACGUCUUUUGCCAACGGAUAUUUUCCAUUCUUCUAUGUCGCGUUCAUAAAGGGUGCGUUUUUUACAUAUCCUGGAGAUGAAGAUGUCUACGAUUAUUUUGGACUACGCGUGGACAUUUGUAAUGUUAAUGGAUGUGCGUACGCACUCACAAUAUCGCUGAUUUUCUUUUUUGCGUUGAAAAAUUCGACGCAUCGUUUGCUGCGAGCGAUAAUUCCAAUAAUCACCGACAAAAUAAAGAGAGAACGAGCUAAGAGGCGCCGAGUCCAACGUCAACGAAAUGUGGCCACCUGGGAGCGUGAUUAUCGAUUAAAAAAAGCUGGUGACUUGUUUAUGCUGGGUCUUUUUAUGGGCGUAACAAUGCACUAUGGUUACGUGCUGUUUUUCAUAGCUGCACUGCAGUUGACACCGAUGAUGGCGCUGCUCACCAGUAUUGUUAAUUUACGCAUCGAUGCAAUUCACAUCUUGAAAAACUUUCGAAGACCUGUGGCAAAACAGCUGCCUGGCAUUGGCGCGUGGAAUAAUAUCUUUCAAAUCAUGACUUAUAUCGGAACCGCAAGUAAUGCGUUUGUGAUUGCAUUCACUUCAGAUUUAUGGCAAAGAGAAAUUUAUCGACAUUUCCAUUCGAACCUUACCGGAUAUAUAAAUAGUACUUUAUCAGAGUUUUUGAUUGAAGAUUAUUCUCAGAAUGUCACUCAUAUUUUGCAUCAUCAUGGACAUCAUGAUGUUGAGGUGUGCGUUUAUCGUGGCAAGCGAUUUCCAUAUUAUCACGAAAACAAAUAUGAGCAUUCUGAUGAUCAUUGGCAUGUGCUUUCAUAUAAAUUAGGCUUUGUUGUUGUUUAUGAACAAUUACUAUGGUUUAUUAUCUCGAUGGUUUCAAUUUUUCGAGAGAGCAUACCGCAGAUUAUAAAAGAACAUUUGCGAAAUGAAAAGUUUCAGGAGAAACUCGCUCGGUUUGAGUUUCUCCGCGAGGCGCCGGCUGAUAAUAAAUCGGAUAUUCAUGUUGUUAAAGAUCACGGCGAUAUUGCAGAUUUAUUUGAGAUGGUUGAUGCUAAUUCAAGUGAUAAUAAUUAUUAUAUCUCGUAACAUAUUUAGAUUUUGUUUCAUAUUUAAUUUAUAAGUAGACUAGCUUUUGCCCGUGACUUCGUCCCGAUAAUGUUUAAUAAAAAUGUUCUACACUCUUGUUCUACACAUA